This is a messenger RNA of Liolophura sinensis, 1075 nucleotides long. RefSeq lists its product as uncharacterized. The record is from RefSeq and is a predicted model, not a curated record. The coding region runs from base 48 to 1001 and encodes 317 amino acids. The transcript is spliced from 6 exons. Lineage: Eukaryota; Metazoa; Mollusca; Polyplacophora; Chitonida; Chitonidae.
UGAUUUGUGACAAUGUGUAUAAUGUAUAUGGCUUAUAUGUCUUAUAUAUGUUUUAUGUCUUUGUCAGCCCAACGGAAGACGAAUGUCCCGCUCAACGUGUUCAAAGAUUCAAAAGGUCUACAAAGAACAUCAUCUACGCGUACUACACCCUGAAAGUAGACGGCGGUAGAUUAGGGGACGACCCGGAUGGUAUUGUGUCCAAAUUAGUGAAUGAAAUCCUGGACGUUGUUGUCCUGUUCCUGAACACCACAACGAUUAUCACAGGCGGAGUGUUCGACCAGGACUACUUUCAUAAUGAAAUUAACAGUGAGAAUUUCAGGAAACAGAUACAAGAACCUUCCUGCGAGAAUGUACAUAUGGAUUGUCCUUUAGGACACAAGUGUGACAUUCUGAACAAUUCACUGCCAGUGUGUCGCUCGUUGUGUGCGGUAGAGGGCGCCCCGAACUGUGGUGAUAACGGGGUAUGCGCCAUAGAUACAAACACAGGAAAUGCCAUAUGCCGAUGCAUUUCGUUGGAUGACUUUCAUAUCUCUGGUGACAGAUGUGAAAUUAAAACUGAGAAAUAUUUUCUCAACAAGAGUGAGAUAAUGGGCAUUGGCUUAGGCGUGGGAGGAGCCGUUCUAUUCAUUGGCCUUAUUAUCGUCGUUGCUCUUUGUUGUAAGCUGCGUAAAAUGAGCCGAAAGGAUAAGUACAACGAGCCUAGGUUAGGUUAUUUAAUGGACUUAUCGGAAGACAAGCAGAAAAGAGGAUUCAUGGGUUCGAAUUCCGACGUCGAGCUUCAUCGGAUGUAUGGUGAAUACGUGGUAUCAGACAAAGGUGAUGAAAACUCCCGAGAGCACCAGGCCAUCUGUAAUCAGGCGUAUUCCUCCGAUGAACUCACCACGAAAGAGACUACAUUCACGAACGACAACUCUUACCAGUAUGUGGAUGAGAAGACGCUGAUGGAAAACUUGCAGAAGCUCGAUCCCUGGAGAAUGUAUGUGUGUCAGAUUUUGUCGUAGAGAGAUAAAAAGACAAAUGAACCCAAGGUUUUUUUUUUACAUGCUUGAGUUACAUACUGAUGAUGUCGAUCAAA